Molecule: messenger RNA, 990 nt
Organism: Colletotrichum fioriniae
Lineage: Eukaryota; Fungi; Ascomycota; Sordariomycetes; Glomerellales; Glomerellaceae
Source: RefSeq, a predicted model, not a curated record
AUGUCUCUAGAGAAUUCCGAAGAUGACCUCGCUCCUGAGCCUGACGUGCCGGAUGAUUUCUCUGCUACGACGAGCCUCCGAAGCUCCAUCGUAGACUACCGCGUCGAGAAUGGCAGAACAUAUCAUCGUUACAAAGAAGGCAGUGAGUCGCGAACCCAUGACCUCCGGGAUCCCCGCCCUAAACAGCCCUUAGAAUACUUUGGGCCGAACGACGAGCUGGAAACCGAUCGGCUAGACCUGCAACACCACCUGUUCCUUCUCACAUUCGACAACAGGCUGGGAUUCGCGCCUCCGAAUGAUCCCGAGUGGAACGGCGGCCGCGUGCUCGACGUUGGGACUGGCACCGGCAUCUGGUGCAUCGACUUUGGCGACGAGCAUCCCAAUGCUGACGUCCUCGGCUUCGAUCUGUCGGCCACGCAGCCAGAGUUCGUCCCGCCCAACGUUCAGUUCGAAGUAGACGACCUCGACAACGAGUGGAUCUACUCGAGGCACUUUGACUACAUCCACAUCCGCGGCAUGUCAGGAAGCGUGCGCAAUUGGCCCGAACUCCUCAGAAAGUGCUACGAUAACCUCAACCCCGGCGGCUACAUCGAGCUCCAAGAAGUAGAAGAGACAAUCAUCCGCGCAGAUAGCUCGACAUCCACGAGCGAUGCCUUUUCCAGGUCCCUCGCCUACGUCUCCUCGGCCCUAAAAGUCUUUGGGUGCCCCUUUGUCCCCCUCGACGACCUCGCGACCCUCGUCUCCACCACGGGCUUCAGCGACGUCCAAGACCGCCGCUUCAUCUGGCCCCUCAACAGCUGGCCGCGCGAUCCGCACCUCAAGGAGCUCGGGUCCUGGACGCGCGAGAACCUCGCCUCCAACACGGCCGGCAUGAUUAUGGCGCCCAUGACGCGGGUGCACGGGUGGACGGAGGAGGAGGUGCACGUCUUUGCCGCCGAGGUGCGGAGGGACCUCGCUGAUCGUGGGAAUCACGCGUACUGGCCACUGUGA